AUGGAGAUUGGCCUAAGACGGGGAUACGAAGGGGAGUUGCAACAUGCAGUUGUACGCAGGAGGCUUGUUGAUGCAGAAGGAAACCCAAUGGGUGUAGCAAACAACAACCAGUUACUUGACACGAGACAAUACAAAGUCGAAUACAAAGAUGGAAGCACCAAAGUGCUCGCUGCGAACUUGCUAGCAGAGAACUUAUUGGCACAAGUGGACAAACAUGGACACAGACACUUACUAAUGGAAGAGAUCACGGAACAUCGUUCUGAUGAGAAGGCAGUAAAGAUGAAAGAUGCCUUUUGUCCCCUUGCAAGUGGAGCGCAACAAAGACGACACACGACAGCAGGGUGGGACUUCUACAUUACUUGGAAAGAUGGUUCCUCAAAUUGGAUACCUCUGAAAGAUAUGAAGGAGUCUUUCCCAAUUGAAGUGGCCAAUUACGCGAUAAGCAAGGGCAUCCAAGACGAACCCGCUAUCGCAUGGUGGAUCCCGCACAUUGUUCGAAAGCAAAAGCGAUUCCUUGGCAAAGUAAAAUUGAAGUACUGGGAUUGUACGCACAAGUACGGAAUACGUAUCCAAAAAUCAAUCAAAGAGGCCAUUGAAAUCGACAAAGCAAAUGGGGACACGCUAUGGCAAGACUCAAUUCAAAUGGAGAUGAAAAACAAUUGA
Molecule: messenger RNA, 663 nt
Organism: Cylindrotheca closterium
Lineage: Eukaryota; Bacillariophyta; Bacillariophyceae; Bacillariales; Bacillariaceae
Source: the annotation of a GenBank genome assembly